Molecule: messenger RNA, 606 nt
Organism: Linum tenue
Lineage: Eukaryota; Viridiplantae; Streptophyta; Magnoliopsida; Malpighiales; Linaceae
Source: the annotation of a GenBank genome assembly
AUGAAAGCCACCAACCUGACCAAACGCUACGGGGACGGAAUGACCUUCUUCCUCGCUCUGGAAGGCUCCGAGAUCCCGGCCAACUCCACCCACGGGUACCUCGCCCUGUUCGGCCCUGACACCGCCCUCAACGCCACCAAGGACCACCAGAUCGUGGUGGUCGAGUUCGACAGCAAUUGGAACUCCUGGGACCCGAGCGACGAUCACAUCGAGAUCGACAUCAAUUCGAUUCGGUCCGUCGAUUCCAAGCAAUGGAAUAGCAGCAUCAAGGACGGCAGGAUGGCCAACGCCUGGGUGAAUUACAAUUCCACCACCAAGAACCUGAGCGUCUACCUCACCUACACUGAAAACCCCGUCUACGACAGCGGCUCCAGCCUUUCGUACAUCGUGGAACUGCGCGAAGUCCUGCCCGAAUUCGUGGCAGUCGAGCUGACGAUGGUCCUGGUCGGGAUGAUGGGGUAUUUGGCUCCGGAGUGCGUCACCACGGGGAGGGCAAGCAAGGAAUUGGACGUGUACAGCUUCGGACGAUGGGUUAUCUUCAUUGUGCUCUUCUCUACCAAACUGCUCAAUUCAAUCCACGUCGCUCCGUCGCCAGCGGCGCCGUAG